Colletotrichum chrysophilum is the source of this 1362-nucleotide messenger RNA. RefSeq lists its product as uncharacterized. Gene Ontology annotation, cellular component: nucleus. The record is from RefSeq and is a predicted model, not a curated record. The transcript has 3 exons. Bases 1 to 1362 code for a protein of 453 amino acids. Lineage: Eukaryota; Fungi; Ascomycota; Sordariomycetes; Glomerellales; Glomerellaceae.
AUGUUCGACUUCGCGACCGGCAACGUCACACAAUCAGGCCUCAACCUAAGCAUCGCAACCCACCUCUCCCACUCCAUCCCGCCCUCCCACAACCAGCGCACCGCCCACGAACUCAACCUCUGCCUCCGUGGCAUCGCCGCCCUCCAGAACCUGCAAGGCUGCAUCGUCCCCGCCACCGCCUCCCUCCACAACACAAGCUACACCCUCAGCCUGGCCCCCUGCACCUCCCCCUCCCUCUCCCACCUCGACGACGCCGCCCCAGACAACAACAUCUCCACCCUCGCCGCCCACUUCAGCGUCACCUGGCGCCUCGCCCGCGCCUACGCCGCCUCGCGCGUGUCCCCCGACGCCCCGCCACCGUGGGACUCGCGCUCCGACUACUCCACCGUCAUGCAGUCCCACCACGACAUCGACUGCCGCGCGUCGGCCAAGUACCGCUUCGCAUGCAACCGCAUCGGCGACUACGCCCCGGAGGCGAUCCAGGCGCAGCGCCACUGGUGGAUGCCCUUCCUCUUCAUCCAGUUCGUGCACGAGACGAUCCCGUGCCUGCUCAACCACCCCUUCCUGCUGUCCAUGCGCCUGCGCAGCUUCCGGCAGACGAUCCCCGUGUACUUCAUGCAGCAGUCCUUCGAGGCGAUCAACCGCAACGCCGGGUGGGUGAUUUACUUUGUGGAUGUGCUGGAGAAGAAGGGCGUGCAGGUGUCGGAUCCUGUGCUGGCACAUUGUGUGGUGAUUGUGGCGACGAUCCAUCUGCAGCAUAGCUUUGUGCAGGAUGACCUGCUGAGGGGGAAGGCGCAGACGGGGUUUGAGAAGUGUAUGAGAUUUUUGAGGAGGAUGGGGGCUGUAUGGCCUUGUGUUGCCAACAUGGCGAAUAAUCUGAGGAGGCUCCAGGACAGCAUCGUCUUGAGACCGUCGCCCGCUCAGCAAGAUGGAUCCUCUCAGACCCGGUCUUUCUCAAUCAACAGUCAACUUCUAUGGGACCUGCUCAUCUACGACAAGGCAGUCCGCCCCGACGCCGGCUGGGACCAGUCCAUGUUCGGGCCGACGCUCAAGGCUGACGUUGCAGAGCUGUCCGCCGAGCACCGGGCUGCCGAGUUCGACCUCGUGGGGUCGGCGGGCAUAUCAGGGCACAAGGCCAUGCCGAACGAGGCGGCAGUCUGGCCGCCCAACGAAGAUCCGCCGCCUGUGGAUCUGCCGCAGAAUGCGGGCCUCGAUGCGCAGGUGGGUGACUUGACGGGCGGGCCGUCGUUUGAGGAUAUCUUCUUCGAAGGGGUUGGGCCGUUUGGAGACCAGGCGAAUAGGUUCUUUGAUGGGAACGACUACGGACGGGCGAUUGACGAUUGGUUGAAUCUAGGGACAUAG